AUGUCUGUUCGCUUUGCAGAACCCGAUAUAAUUGACGAAGGUGAAGAAGAAACUGUAACACGUUCAUUUUAUGAUUUUGGUCUUGAUAAUCGUCUAUUAAAAUCUAUAGCCGAUUUACAAUGGCCAUCACCAACACCCAUACAAGCUGAAACAAUUCCAUAUGCAUUAUCGGGUAAAGAUCUUCUUAUUAAAGCACGUACUGGUAGUGGUAAAACCGGUGUUUAUGCAAUAGCAGCUAUUCAACAUUUAUUAACAAAACAACAAACAACAAAUCGUAAUGUUCGUAUAUUAAUAUUAUCACCAACAAAAGAAUUAUGUCAUCAAAUAUCAUCAGUUUUAUUUAAAUUAACAACAUAUUGUCAUCGUGAAAUAAAUUUAUAUGAUUUAUCAAAUUCAUUAUCAACACAAAUACAAAAACAAUCAUUAUUAUUAAAUAAUAAUUCAUUACCAGAAAUAAUUAUAUCAACACCAACAAAAUUACUUGAACAUUUAAAAGAUCAUACAUCAUUAUUAAAUUUAAAUACAUUAGAAUUAUUUAUACUUGAUGAAGCUGAUAUACUUUAUUCACUUGGUUAUGGAAAUGAUAUGAAAAAAAUUUCAAAAUAUUUACCAUCAAAAUCAAAAUCAUAUCAAUGUUUUUUAAUAUCAGCAACACUUAAUAAUGAUAUUUUACAAUUGAAACAAUUAUUUCUUCAUAAUCCAGUUAAAAUAAAUCAAAAUGAUGAUUAUUCAACAAUAUUACCUGAUAAUAAACAAUUACUACAAUAUUAUAUUUAUUGUGAACAUGAUCAAAAAUUUGUUUUAAUUAUAACUAUAUUAAAAUUACAAUUAUUAAUUGGUCGUACAAUAUUAUUUGUUAAUUCAGUUGAACAAGCAUAUAGAUUAAAAUUAUUAAUGGAACAAUUUCAUAUAAAAACUUGUUUAUUAAAUAGUGAAUUACCUAUGGAUUCACGUUUACAUAUUGUUCAGCAAUAUAAUGAUGGAUUAUAUGAUAUAAUGAUUGCAACAGAUGCACCAAAUGCUUUACCCGAAAAAGAAGAAGAAGAACAAACUGAAGCAGAACCUGAAGAAGAGUCAAAAAAGAAGAAAAAGAAGAAAACGGAAAAUGUAACACGAAAAGGAGAUAAAGAAUAUGGUGUAUCACGUGGUAUUGAUUUUUAUCGAGUAGCUAAUAUUAUCAAUUUUGAUUUUCCGAUGGAUUUUGAUUCAUAUGUUCAUCGAGUCGGACGAACUGCUCGUGUAGAUCAAAAAGGUUUAGCUCUUUCAUUAAUAUCACAAAAAGAAAUGCCAUAUUUUGAAAUAGUACGCGGUGAACUUGAAAAUGAAUAUGGUGAAGAUAUGUUUCAUUUAUAUCGUUUUAAAUCUGAACAAGUUGAUGGUUUUCGUUAUCGUGUAUUAGAUGCUUUACGUGCUAUAACACGUGUAUCAAUACGUGAAGCACGUUUAAAAGAAAUAAAAUCUGAAAUAUUUAAUUCAAAAAAAUUAAAAACCUAUUUUAAUGAUAAUAAAAAAGAAUUACAAUUACUUCGACAUGAUUCAGCUUUACAUAUUGUUAAAGUAAAAGAACAUUUAAAACAUGUACCUGAUUAUUUAAUUCCAAAUUCAUUGAAAAAAACUUCAUCAACUAAUUCUGAACAACCAAUAUCAACAAAUAAUAAAAGAAAAUCUGAUACAAUAAAUAAAAAUGUUAAAAGAAUGAAACAUAAUAAUCCUUUAUCAAAUUCAUUAAAUGCUGUUACAGUUUUAAAAAAAGAAAUAGCACGAAAAAAAACUUAG
Messenger RNA from Rotaria sp. Silwood2, 1776 nucleotides. Lineage: Eukaryota; Metazoa; Rotifera; Eurotatoria; Philodinida; Philodinidae. The record is from the annotation of a GenBank genome assembly.